This is a messenger RNA of Acomys russatus (golden spiny mouse), 755 nucleotides long. RefSeq names its product epithelial membrane protein 1 (gene Emp1). Lineage: Eukaryota; Metazoa; Chordata; Mammalia; Rodentia; Muridae. Bases 241 to 723 code for a protein of 160 amino acids. The transcript is spliced from 5 exons. The record is from RefSeq and is a predicted model, not a curated record. Gene Ontology annotation, cellular component: plasma membrane.
UAAUCCAGACUGAUUCAUAGAAACUCCUUUAAAACACGGGGAAAAGAAACCGCCCAUCACACACCCCAGAGCACCAGCCCAGGAAACUUAUAACCUCGGGAGGCAGGUCCCUCCCCUCACUGUGGUCACAUACCUCCCGAAGAGCGGACCAGACCAGCAGCCAGCUCCACCACUCAGGGCAUCUGCCUCAGUCACUGGACACUCCAGAACUCUGUACUCAAGAGUCACCCAAAGGCCAAGAUGUUGGUGUUACUGGCUGGUAUCUUUGUGGUCCACAUAGCCACCGCCAUUAUGCUGAUUGUCUCCACCUCCUCUAACGUGUGGAUGGUGUUAGAUAACGUAGAAUCAUCCGUGGGGCUUUGGAAGAACUGCACUGCUGGUAACUGUGACGGCACUCUGUCGUACGGCCACGAAGAUGCUAUCAAGGCAGUGCAGGCCUUCAUGAUCCUCUCCAUCAUCUUCUCUGUAAUCUCCCUUGUGGUCUUCGUGUUCCAGCUCUUCACCAUGGACAAAGGAAACCGAUUCUUCCUCUCAGGGUCCACCAUGCUGGUGUGCUGGCUCUGCAUCCUGGUCGGGGUGUCCAUCUACACUCAUCACUACGCCCACGGCGAAAGGAACUUUGCCCAGAGCAGCCACCAAGGCUAUUGUUUCAUCCUCGCCUGGAUUUGCUUCUGCUUCAGCUUCAUCAUUGGCAUUCUCUAUAUGGUCCUGAGGAAGAAAUAAGCUGCACUAGCUUACAGGGAUCUAGAGGGGGG